Messenger RNA from Glycine soja, 3500 nucleotides. RefSeq names its product cell division cycle 5-like protein. Gene Ontology annotation, cellular component: Prp19 complex; spliceosomal complex. The transcript is spliced from 6 exons. NCBI's taxonomy places the organism in Eukaryota, Viridiplantae, Streptophyta, Magnoliopsida, Fabales, Fabaceae. The record is from RefSeq and is a predicted model, not a curated record. Gene Ontology annotation, biological process: mRNA splicing, via spliceosome. Bases 281 to 3169 code for a protein of 962 amino acids.
UUUAAGAAGAUGGACAAAAAUCGGCGACGAUCCAAAUCCAGUUCUUUCAUUUACGGUCCUAAGUGACACACUCGAUUCUGGCUCCGCCUCAGACGAAGAAGCUCGCUCUGGAUUCUCACUCACCUGAACGGAUCCUUCUUCUUCCUUAUCGCGAAAUCCAUACUUCAAACCCUAAUCGCGACUGCGGUUUAUGAUUUGUGUGCAGACACAACACAAAGUUGACGAAGGUGGUUUUUCAGCAUUUGUAUUCUAGUAUUCUUCUACAUAAGUUGAAGCGAAAAUGAGGAUUAUGAUAAAGGGCGGUGUUUGGAAAAACACCGAAGAUGAAAUCCUAAAAGCAGCUGUUAUGAAAUAUGGCAAGAACCAGUGGGCUCGAAUCUCUUCUCUCCUUGUUCGCAAAUCUGCCAAGCAAUGCAAAGCUCGCUGGUAUGAGUGGCUCGAUCCCUCCAUAAAAAAGACUGAGUGGACGAGAGAAGAGGAUGAGAAGCUACUUCAUCUUGCUAAGCUUAUGCCCACACAGUGGAGAACAAUUGCUCCAAUUGUUGGCCGUACCCCUUCCCAGUGUCUUGAGCGGUACGAGAAGCUCCUUGAUGUAGCCUGUGUGAAGGAUGAGAACUAUGAGCCCGGUGAUGAUCCUCGGAAACUGCGUCCUGGGGAGAUUGAUCCAAACCCUGAGUCAAAACCUGCACGCCCCGAUCCUGUUGAUAUGGAUGAAGAUGAAAAGGAGAUGCUUUCUGAAGCACGAGCCCGGUUAGCCAACACAAAGGGCAAGAAAGCAAAAAGGAAAGCUAGGGAGAAACAGCUUGAGGAAGCCAGGAGGCUUGCUUCUUUACAAAAGAAGAGAGAAUUGAAGGCUGCUGGAAUUGAUAUUAGGCAGCGGAAGAGAAAAAGGAAAGGAAUAGAUUACAAUGCAGAAAUUCCUUUUGAAAAAAGGCCCCCUCCAGGGUUUUUUGAUGUUACAGAUGAAGAUAGACCAGUGGAACAGCCCCAGUUCCCUACUACAAUUGAAGAACUUGAAGGGAAAAGGAGGGUUGAUGUUGAGGCACAAUUAAGAAAACAGGACAUUGCAAAAAAUAAAAUUGCACAAAGGCAAGAUGCUCCAUCUGCCAUAUUGCAUGCCAACAAGCUGAAUGACCCAGAAACAGUAAGAAAGAGGUCAAAAUUGAUGCUUCCACCCCCGCAGAUUUCAGAUCAGGAAUUGGAUGAUAUUGCAAAGUUGGGUUAUGCUAGUGACCUUGCAGGAAGUCAGGAACUUGCUGAAGGUAGUCGUGCAACACAGGCUCUUCUGACUAAUUAUGCACAGACACCUGGCCAAGGAAUGACUCCUUUGCGAACCCCUCAGAGAACACCGGCUGGUAAAGGUGAUGCUAUCAUGAUGGAAGCUGAAAAUCUGGCCAGGCUGAGGGAGUCUCAAACACCAUUGUUAGGAGGAGAGAACCCAGAGUUGCAUCCUUCAGAUUUUUCCGGUGUCACUCCUAAGAAAAAGGAGAUUCAGACUCCAAACCCAAUGCUGACUCCUUCUGCAACUCCUGGAGCUGCAGGUCUCACUCCUAGAAUUGGCAUGACACCAACAAGAGAUGGUUUUUCUUUUAGCAUGACACCAAAGGGAACUCCUCUUAGGGAUGAGCUACAUAUUAAUGAGGACAUGAAUAUGCAUGACAGCACUAAACUUGAGCUACAGAGACAGGCUGAUAUGAGAAGAAGUUUGCGUUCUGGUUUAGGAAGCCUUCCACAGCCCAAAAAUGAGUACCAGAUAGUGAUGCCACCUGUUCUAGAAGAUGCCGAAGAGCCUGAGGAGAAAAUUGAAGAGGAUAUGUCUGAUAGAAUAGCUAGAGAAAAAGCGGAAGAAGAGGCAAGGCAGCAGGCAUUGCUUAGAAAGCGAUCAAAAGUUCUUCAACGGGAACUUCCUAGGCCUCCUACAGCAUCAUUGGAGCUUAUAAGAAAUUCCUUGAUGCGAACUGACGGGGACAAGAGUUCCUUUGUUCCACCAACCUCUAUUGAGCAAGCUGACGAGAUGAUUAGAAGGGAGCUUCUAACUUUGCUGGAGCAUGACAAUGGUAAGUAUCCACUUGAUGAUAAAGUGAUUAAGGAGAAAAAGAAAGGAGCCAAGCGUGCUGUAAAUGGGUCUGCUGUCCCUGUGAUAGAAGAUUUUCAGGAAGAUGAAAUGAAAGAGGCUGAUAAGUUGAUAAAGGAAGAGGCCCUGUAUCUUUGUGCAGCAAUGGGUCAUGAAGAUGAACCCCUUGAUGAAUUUAUUGAAGCACACAGAACCUGUCUCAAUGAUCUUAUGUACUUUCCUACCCGUAAUGCAUAUGGUCUCUCUAGUGUUGCUGGAAACAUGGAAAAACUAGCAGCUUUGCAGAAUGAGUUUGAGAAUGUGAGAAACAAAUUGGAUGAUGGUAAGGAGAAGAUGGUACGGCUUGAGAAGAAGGUGAUGGUUCUCACGCAAGGUUAUGAGAUGAGAGUAAAGAAAAGCCUGUGGCCACAAAUUGAGGCCACUUUCAAGCAGAUGGAUGUAGCUGCAACUGAGUUAGAAUGCUUUAAAGCUUUGCAAAAGCAGGAACAAUUGGCAGCAUCACAUAGGAUAAACAAUCUGUGGGGUGAAGUACAGAAGCAAAAAGAACUUGAGAAAACUUUGCAAAAUAGGUAUGGGAGUCUAAUUGAAGAGCUGGAAAAGAUGCAAAAUGUCAUGGACCAAUGCAGAUUACUAGCACAACAGCAAGAAGAAAUUGAAGCAAACAACCAUGCUCGUGAGUCAACUGAGAUCAUUGAGAGCAAGGCUGGUGAAACUGAUGUACAGAGUACAGAAAAUUGUGAAACUGUACCUGACUCAGUAGAGCAUGGACAUGCUCUAGCAGUUGAGUCAUCUGAUGAUGGAACUGCUGACCAGCAAGUAGAUAUUGUGCAUGACCAGGCUACUUCUAGCGUUAGCCAUGACAUGGAUGUAGAUUCUGAUAAAUUGGCUAAUCCUACACCAGCUGCAGAGAAUGUCGAUGGAAAACUGGAAGUUACUGCUACUGCCAGCUAUACUGAUGAUGGGAAGACCAUGCUAGAAAUGGGUGCUGCAGUGGAAGUAAGUAGCAGCCCCAAUCAUGAUGUAGUUGCGGAUGCUGUAAACUCACAUGAUAACAGCAUGGAAGAAACCAAUGCUGUUGGGGAGGAGACAAAUUAGGCCGGACACUGCAUAGCCUGUUCUGAUUAAGUAUGGGGACGUUAGACUGGAUGCUUUAACUGAAUAAAAUGCAUGGAUAGUGAGUCCUCCGUUGUUGGAAGGUAGCUAAAGAGCUUAGUUGAUGCCAAGAUUUUGUAAUGAUCCCUACUCGAAGUUUGGAACAUAUUAUGAACUGAUAAAUUGCAUGAGCAUUGAGAUGGUUGACCGUAUUUUUUUUUUUCUGAAUUUUUGUCCUCUUCCAUAUGAUGGAUGUUGAUAAUGUGCUCUUUACAUUUUAAGAAUGAUACAUGAUUUUAUAUCAAUGAAUUAGAGCUCGGUAACUAUUGUAAAA